Pteronotus mesoamericanus is the source of this 4366-nucleotide messenger RNA. It is a transcript of the gene FURIN, whose product is annotated as furin, paired basic amino acid cleaving enzyme. Gene Ontology annotation, biological process: peptide hormone processing. Gene Ontology annotation, molecular function: serine-type endopeptidase activity. The coding region runs from base 468 to 2852 and encodes 794 amino acids. Gene Ontology annotation, cellular component: trans-Golgi network; Golgi membrane. The transcript has 18 exons. Lineage: Eukaryota; Metazoa; Chordata; Mammalia; Chiroptera; Mormoopidae. The record is from RefSeq and is a predicted model, not a curated record.
AGGCCACAUUCAAAAGGGGGCCUGCUCCCAUUGGCCAGCCCCACAGCUCUGCGAGUGGCAGUUUGGUCUCAGCCAAACAUCAUCCUUCCCGUCGAGCUAAUGUUCAAUGAAUUGUGUUGGAAAGGAACACCGGAAAGAUCCAUCAGAUCGAAUACAAAGCGGUACUCAGGUGUGGAGGGGACUGCGGAGAAGGAGCUAAGAGUACUUGUCAUGACCUGAACCUCUCUCACACGCUGGCUGCCGUUGCUGCCGUCUGCGUCUGUGGCUGCAGCUGGAGCCCUGGAGGAGGUCGUGCACCCAGCAGAGCCGGCGGCCCUCAUCCUCCCGCCACAGCCCUGCCCGCCUCGGCCCCAUGCCCCCACCAGUCAGCCCCGGGCCACAGGCAGUGUGUUGGCACGUGAGCGCCAAGGCCCUGUGACCAGGCCAAGGAGACGCGGGCUCCUCGGUCCCAGUCCCCUCUCCCCCCCAUGGAGCUGAGGCCCUGGUUGCUAUGGGUGGUUGCAGCAGCGGGACCCUUGGUCCUGCUGGUGGCUGAGGCCCACGGCCGGGAGGUCUUCACCAACACCUGGGCUGUGCAUAUCUCCGGAGGCCCGGCUGUGGCUGACCGCCUGGCACGCAAGCAUGGUUUCCUCAACCAGGGCCAGAUCUUUGGAGACUAUUACCACUUCUGGCAUCGAGCAGUAACAAAGCGGUCCCUGUCGCCUCACCGCCUGCGGCACAGCCGGCUGCAGAGAGAGCCUCAAGUCCGGUGGCUUCAGCAACAGGUAGCAAAACGGCGGACCAAGCGGGAUGUGUACCAGGAGCCCACGGACCCCAAGUUUCCCCAGCAGUGGUACCUGUCUGGUGUUGCCCAACGGGACCUGAAUGUGAAGGAGGCCUGGGCCCAGGGCUACACAGGGCGUGGCAUCGUGGUCUCCAUCCUGGAUGACGGCAUCGAGAAGAACCACCCGGACUUGGCAGGCAAUUAUGAUCCUGGGGCCAGUUUCGAUGUCAACGACCAGGACCCUGACCCGCAGCCGCGGUACACACAGAUGAAUGACAACAGGCAUGGUACACGGUGUGCAGGCGAAGUGGCCGCGGUGGCCAACAACGGCGUCUGUGGCGUGGGUGUGGCCUACAAUGCCCGCAUUGGAGGGGUGCGCAUGCUGGACGGCGAGGUGACCGACGCGGUGGAGGCACGCUCACUGGGCCUGAACCCCAACCACAUCCACAUCUACAGCGCCAGCUGGGGCCCCGAGGACGACGGCAAGACCGUGGACGGGCCGGCCCGCCUGGCCGAGGAGGCCUUCUUCCGGGGAGUCAGCCAGGGCCGCGGGGGGCUGGGCUCCAUCUUUGUCUGGGCCUCGGGGAACGGGGGCCGGGAACAUGACAGCUGCAACUGCGAUGGCUACACCAACAGCAUCUACACGCUGUCCAUCAGCAGCGCCACGCAGUUCGGCAACGUGCCCUGGUACAGCGAGGCCUGCUCCUCCACGCUGGCCACGACCUACAGCAGCGGCAACCAGAAUGAGAAGCAGAUUGUGACCACUGACUUGCGGCAGAAGUGUACCGAAUCUCACACAGGCACCUCGGCCUCUGCCCCGCUGGCAGCGGGCAUCAUCGCUCUCACCCUGGAGGCCAAUAAGAACCUCACCUGGCGGGACAUGCAGCACCUGGUGGUACAGACCUCAAAGCCAGCACACCUCAAUGCUAACGAUUGGUCCACCAAUGGUGUGGGCCGGAAAGUGAGCCACUCCUAUGGCUACGGGUUGUUGGACGCAGGUGCCAUGGUGGCCUUGGCCCAGAACUGGACUACAGUGCCCCCCCAGCGGAAAUGUAUUAUUGACAUCCUCACUGAGCCCAAGGACAUCGGGAAGCGUCUGGAGGUGCGGAAGACUGUGACCGCCUGUCUCGGGGAGGCCAGCCACAUCACUCGGCUGGAGCAUGUUCAGGCGCGCCUCACCCUGUCCUACAAUCGCCGCGGCGACCUGGCCAUCCACCUGGUCAGCCCCAUGGGCACCCGCUCCACUCUGCUGGCCGCCAGGCCGCACGACUACUCUGCGGAUGGGUUUAAUGACUGGGCCUUCAUGACAACCCAUUCCUGGGAUGAGGACCCCUCUGGCGAGUGGGUCCUGGAGAUCGAAAACACCAGCGAAGCCAACAACUACGGGACGCUGACCAAGUUCACCCUCGUGCUGUACGGCACGGCCCCCGAGGGGCUGCCCACGCCUCCCGAGAGCAGCGGCUGCAAGACCCUCACGUCCAGCCAGGCCUGCGUGGUGUGCGAGGAAGGCUUCUCCCUGCACGAGAAGAGCUGCGUCCAGCACUGCCCGCCAGGCUUCGCUCCCCAAGUCCUCAACACGCACUACAGCACCGAGAACGAUGUGGAGACCAUCCGCGCCAGCGUCUGCGCCCCCUGCCACACCUCGUGUGCCACAUGCCGGGGGCCAGCCCCCACAGACUGCCUCACUUGCCCCAGCCACGCCUUCCUGGACCCUGUGGAGCAGAUGUGCUCCCGGCAAGGCCAGAGCAGCCGCGAGUCGCCGAAGCAGCCGCCGCCCCUGACCCGGCCACCUCCGGAGGUGGAGGUGGAGCCACGGCCUCGGGCAGGGCUGCUGCCCUCACACCUGCCUGAGGUGGUGGCCGGGCUCAGCUGCGCCUUCAUUGUCCUGGUCUUCAUCACUGUCUUCCUGGUCCUACAGCUGCGCUCAGGCUUCAGCUUCCGGGGGGUGAAGGUGUACACCAUGGACCGCGGCCUCAUCUCCUACAAGGGGCUGCCCCCCGAGGCCUGGCAGGAGUGCCCCUCAGACUCUGAGGAGGACGAGGGCCGGGGCGAGAGGACCACCUUUAUCAGAGACCAGAGCAUCCUCUGACGAGUGCCCACCGCUGCCCCUUCAAGCCCGUCUCCUCCUUGGGCACUUUUUAAUUCACCAAAGUAUUUUUUUAUCUUGGGACUGGGCUUGGACCCCAGCUAGGAGGCACGAGGGGCAGAGACAGCUUCCCACCCUACCUUUGGGCCUCCUGGCUUCCUGAGGGGGGGCCCCAGAACCAGCUGGGGGCAGGGGAGGGCCUCGCCCCACCCCUAGCACCCCCUCUGUGAGGAAAGGAGUGAAACCUUAGGGCAGCUCUCCAAGGUUGUCCAGUCCUCAGCCAGAGUACCCUGCGGAGUAAAGAGGGGAAGCCCUUCUCUCGGGAUUCCUGACCCGGUUGCAGCUCUGGCUUCUUCCCUGUCCCUCUAAAGCAAUAACGGUCCCCAUCCAGGCAGCAGGGAGGCUGACCAAGGGGCAGGUGAUGGAGGAGGCCACCUCUUCAAGGGCUUGUGCAUCCCCGACAGCGCCCCCACCUCCGAUGCGCCUCAGGCAGAAGCGGUGAUGGAAGGAAGGGACCAAGGCGAGGCAGGUGCUUCCAGGGUGUGUGUGUGCACGCGUGUGUGUCCCUUUGCUCACCACAGCUGGCGGCCCCCUGAGCGAGGCUGGCCCCGCCAAGCCCCACGCUGGCGUCCUGACCACCCUCCCCUCCCGCCGGGGCCCAAGUCCCUGUUUUCUGAGCCCGGGGCUGCCUGGGCUGUUGGCACUCACGGCCUCGGAGCCCCUGGGUGGGUGGUGGGGAGGGACGGUGGCCCAUCCGGCCUCUCCCGCCUCCCACCCGAUGCUGCUUUCCCCUGUGGGGAUCUCAGGGGCUGUUUGAGGAUAUAUUUUCACUCUGUGAUUACUUCACUUUAGAUGCUGAUUUUUUUUUUUUUUUGUAUUUUUAAUGGGGGUAGCCCCUGGACCACCCACCUUCCCACACCCACUUUCCACCCUGCUGUUCCCCUGGCUGCCCUGGCCCUGAGGUGUGGGGGCUGCAGCAUGUGGCUGGGGAGAGAGAGGUAGCUGAGCCCCAAGUCCUGAGGAGGCUGGCCAGGGGCGCCCUUGGGAGAUUGCAGUGGGAGGGGCGGCUGUUGUCCUUGUUCCAGAUGGGGCUGGUCGUGCCAAGGGCUCAUGGGUCACUGGUUCUCCAAGUGCCGGGGUGGGCAGGCGGUGGCACCGUGCCCCCUCCAACACUGUGCCCUGGCGGAGAAAGCACUGGCCUGGCCUGCCCCCCGCAAGUUCCGCUCUUCUGACGUGCCUUUUGCACCCCUCCCAGUAGGACAAUCAGUCCCCUUCUGUUUGGGAGCCCCCUUCUUUCUCUCCCCAGCCCCUCCUGGCACCCAGCCACUUGCCCAGGGGUGCCCCCUCCCCGCCCCCUUGUGGCCAGCCCGGCGGGUUUUGUAAGAUACUGGGUUGGUGCACAGUGAUUUUUUUUUUCCUUGUAAUUUAAACAGGCCCAGCAUUGUUGGUUCUAUUUAAUGGACACGAGAUAAUGUUAGAGGUUUUAAAGUGAUUAAACGUGCAGACUAUGCAAACCA